GAGAACAUAAAAAACCUUGAUAGGAGGGAGGAGUGACAGCAGUUGAGCCGCGACGAGGAAGAGGUUAAAGAGAAGCCGAGAGAAAAAAUAGCCUCCUUGAAAAUUUACCCCCAGCCUUUGGAUUUAUCGUUUUCACUGUCAUUUGUCUAAUUGGGACUGAUUAACCCGCUGCGAGAGAGUUUCCCAUAGAGAUUCUGGGAGUGGACAGGGAAGUACAACCUCCUUUUACUCCGAGCCCAGGGAAGAUUCAUCCAGCUCUUCGUCAUGUCUGCUCCUGGUUACCCGGGCCCUUACAACAACGCACCCUACCCCAUGGCUCAGCACGGCGGCCAAUCCGUAGCCCCUUAUCCCACUCCACAAGGGGGGUACGGAGACCCCAAUAACGCCCCUCCACCAGGCUUCAACCCGGGCUACAACCAAGGCCCGUCUCCUGUCGUGUAUCAGCCAGGCCCUGUUCAUGAGUACGGUGCCCCCCCGGGAGCCAUAGCCCCCGCUAUGUCACCUGCUGCCCCUAUCGGUGUCCCCCCGGGGCUCGAAUACCUCACACAGAUUGACCAGAUCCUGAUCCAUCAAAAAGUGGAACUCCUAGAAGCAUUCAUUGGGUUUGAGACCAACAACCAGUACGAGAUAAAGAACAGUUUGGGCCAGAAGAUCUACAACGCCAAAGAGAAGAACGACUGCUGCACCAGGAACUGCUGCGGCUCGCUGCGCAGCUUCGACAUGAAGAUAAAGGACACCAUGGACAGGGAGGUGAUCCGCCUCAUACGGCCUUACCGCUGCGUGUCCUGCUGGUUUCCCUGCUGCCUGCAAGAGAUGGAGGUCCAGGCACCGCCGGGCACCACAAUAGGCUACGUCAAACAGGACUGGCACCCCUGCCUGCCCAAGUUUUCCAUCCAAGGGCCUAACAAGGAGACUUUGCUGAGGCUGGACGGGCCCUGUUUCGCCUGCAACUGCUGUGGGGACGUCAACUUCGAGCUGAAGGGUAAAGAUAAUGACCAGCCGAUUGGUCGCAUCAGUAAGCAGUGGAGCGGCCUUCUGAAGGAAGUCUUCACAGACACAGACAACUUUGGCAUCCAGUUCCCGCUGGACAUGGACGUGAAGGUGAAAGCUGUCCUCAUGGGCGCCUGCUUCCUCAUUGAUUUCAUGUUCUUCGAGAAGGUCGGGGAGGCCAACCAGCGCAGCUCCGUGUUUUCAUAACAGAAAAAAGGAAAGGGGAAACAACAGCAGGAGAGCAGUUGCCAAUUAUGGAUUCAAAUUUUUUCCAUUUGUUUUUGAAAUCAUUCCGUCCAUCAGAUCCCAGCCAAAACAGUGCCAAUCUAGCAAUCAUUUUACACUCGGACCUAAAAGUGCUAAAGAACUCUGAAUCCAGUCAUGGAUUGUUUUGUAACUGUUUCCACACACAAUCACUCAAUGAUACUGCGGCCAUGUUGCUAAGUUCAUUACACUCCAUACAGUGUGUAGUUUGAUCUAUUUUAAAUAAAUGAACUAGCUACCUCAAGCUGAGAUAUUAUCUCUGCCAAAAACUGUCAACUUAACCCCUCAAUGCCUUUUCAGUGCCUACGUUUAGAAAUAACAAACAGUGAACAUGUGUUUAAAUGUGCUUUAUGCUUCUCUGGCAUUGACAUUUCAUACUUAUGCCUUAUCAUCCCACUUCACUAUUUGUUUUUAUGAAAAAAAUAACUAAAGUAAGUGCAAUACUAUGGUGGCUUUACUCUUUGCCUUUUUAUUUUUAGCUAUGCUAUCGACUACUUUGUGUUUCUUGCUAAUAAGCAUGUAAACGAGCUAACUAAGAAAGUGAACGUGGUAAACAUUUAACUUGCUGUAUCUGUUAGCAUUGGCAUUGUGAGCAUGUUAGCAUUAGCUUUCAGCUAAAAAGAACUGCUGUGCCUUCGUCACAACAAAAGCUUUAUAUAAAAUAUAUAAAUAUAUAAAACUCCAUCAUUAGCGAGAGUAAACAGGCACAUUAUUCAGUGUGUGUAGGGAAGGUGGGGUUAUGUUAGCAGGAGUGGAAAGACGUUUUAUUAUUGACAGUAUUUACCAAAGCACUCUUUCUCUCAGCUGCCUUUCUUUCUCUCUUAGUAAACAUAUAUUACAAGCAUAGGCUGCACUGUAAAUGCUCUAAUGCUUCUUCUGUGGUUAGCUGGUUGCGUCGGAAACGGAAACCACAACCAGACCUUUCCCUCCAAUUUUUCCAGAUGUCACUGCCUUGAACAUGUGCCAGUGAACUGAUAUAAGAGUGUAAGCAGGAAUAUCUUGACAAAAGGAUGAAAAGAAAGUAAAUAAAAAGCAGAAACGGAGGUUAAUGAGUAUUAUUUUGACCUCGCAGUGGUUGGAAAACCCUCUUCGGUGCCAGGUUUCAGGAAAAACUGUGUUUCCGUAGUUUUGUGUUGAAGAAAGAGACUUACAUGUGAAAAUAAUCUGUUAAAUAGUAAUGUUAUCUCACUUAACCGCUGUGCUUUAGGAUUAUCUAACAAUUGCAGGUUAAUGUUUGGAAAUGGCUGUUGAAUGCAACGCUCUGUAAUGAAUCAUUUUAAUUGUUCUCGUGAGAUAACAUGAGUGUCUCCAGUGAGGGUUGGUUGCCACUAGUGCUCUCAUAUGUAUGUACUGUGUUUUAUUUACGUGUAUGAUACCCUCAGCCUUUGAGCCUGCUGAUCUUUUGAUAAGGAAAGAAAAAGACGCCAAAGGACGCACAUUACCUUUACUUUGUGAUUAUUUCUUCUUUGUCUGAUGUUUAAAUUCAACACUUGCUUUUUCUGUGGCAUCAGUUCCCUGUUUCUAUCUUCAUUUUAUACAAUUUAUUAUGUCAAUAUCAUUUUUCUACAGAUCAAACAUACCCUGUCCUUAUAUAUAAAUUAUAUAUAAAUAAAACAUAAGCCAUUUAA
Molecule: messenger RNA, 2882 nt
Organism: Eleginops maclovinus (Patagonian blennie)
Lineage: Eukaryota; Metazoa; Chordata; Actinopteri; Perciformes; Eleginopidae
Product: phospholipid scramblase 1-like
Exons: 8
Coding region: 265-1197 (310 amino acids)
Biological process (GO): plasma membrane phospholipid scrambling
Cellular component (GO): plasma membrane
Molecular function (GO): phospholipid scramblase activity
Source: RefSeq, a predicted model, not a curated record